AUGGAGGGCCCUUUGUUGAGCAAGAGUGAGCACAUAGUCGACACUACAUUAACCAAUGGUGAUUCUUCAUCAGAUGAUGAGCAUAUCGUCCACAUUACAGCCGAUGCCGAUUCUCCAUCAACUUAUGAGCAAACACCACAUGAGGCUAAAGGUGUUCAAUGGAGUGUUCAAUGGAAAGAUCCAUGCAGAUUCGAGAAUGUUUGGAAUUUGAUCGAGUUUUGUCUGACUUUGGUCCAGAUUGCUGUAGCCAGAGUAGUUGUGACUCGAGCAGAAGCUGAACAUGGAGAAGCAACAUUGUAUCCAUGGAUCGUAGGUUAUACUUGUCUCUGUAUUGCCACACUCCCUAUUCUGUGUUGGCGUUUUUGCCAUUAUAACCGAUGUGUAAGCUCAGUGGUUUGCAACACUAUUGACGAGGUGGUGGACUUUUUGAAGUGGGUGUUUGAAUAUUUCUUCUUGGGUUGGGUUGCAUUAUUUUUUCUAUGGUUUUUUAUCUUCAACGACUCAUCAUCUCUAGAUAAUACUACUCAACUCUUCUGGUGCGCAUCUUACUAA
Messenger RNA from Arabis nemorensis, 552 nucleotides. NCBI's taxonomy places the organism in Eukaryota, Viridiplantae, Streptophyta, Magnoliopsida, Brassicales, Brassicaceae. The record is from the annotation of a GenBank genome assembly.